GAGGGGUGCCAGGCCAGGUGUACGCGUCCGUCGGUCCUUCCGUGCCCGCGCCGGAGACCAGCCUCGGAAGCCGCCGGGCCCGUCCCUGAGCCCGGCACCAUGAAGCAGGAGUCCACAGCCCAGAACACCCCGCCCGCCUCGCCGCCCCUCUCACCAGCCCCCUCGCCACCCCCCUCGCCACCCGCGCAGCAUCCCCGGGAUGACAGCGACCCCCAAGCGCUGUGGAUUUUCGGGUACGGCUCCCUGGUGUGGAGGCCCGACUUCGCCUACAGCGACAGCCUUGUGGGCUUCGUGCGCGGCUACAGCCGCCGCUUCUGGCAGGGAGACACCUUCCAUCGGGGCAGCGACAAGAUGCCUGGCCGUGUCGUGACCCUCCUUGAAGAUCGUGAGGGCUGCACUUGGGGUGUGGCAUACCAGGUUCGAGGUGAGCAGGUGAGCGAGGCCCUGAAGUACCUGAAUGUGCGGGAAGCAGUACUUGGCGGCUAUGAUACCAAGGAAGUCACCUUCUACCCCCAAGAUACCCCUGACCAGCCACUCAAGGCAUUGGCUUAUGUGGCCACCCCCCAGAAUCCUGGCUACCUGGGCCCUGCACCUGAGGAGGCCAUUGCAACACAGAUCCUGGCUUGUCGCGGCUUCUCUGGCCACAACCUAGAGUACUUGUUGCGCCUGGCGGACUUCAUGCAGCUCUGUGGGCCCCAGGCACAGGACGAGCACCUGGCAGCCAUCGUGGACGCUGUGGGCACCAUGCUGCCCUGCUUCUGCCCCACCGAGCAGGCUUUGGCACUGGUCUGAGGGGCUGAGCCCCUGCAGGGAGUGUCCACGUAGACAUGGGGCCAGGUCCCCACUCCUGUGCACACAGCAGACUGCUGAAAGGACUUGGUGGGUGGCUGGGAGCUUCUGUCUCUAAGCCCCUGCCUGUCCCACCAGCCUCCAGUGGGACACUGACUGCCUGACACUGACUUACUACUUGAAACUAUUUAUUGCACCAUGUUGGUGUGGUGGGCAGGGUGGGGGGGCCUGCCCUGGACAUAGGGGCCCUGCUGAGCAGUGCCCCACCUCAGGCACCUGAUGCCUGAUGGAUUCCCCCCAGUGCUGCUGCUGCUAACCCCAUACUACCCAGGCCUCUGCCUCCCAUCCCCAGACCAACCACUCCCCAGCCCUGGAAAUAGACCAUGUGUGAAAAGUCCCAGCCUGCUGGGAAGGGACAUGGGGGGAGUGAGGAGAAGGGAGCCUUACAAGAACUGAGGCACCUGUGGGUCCUGCUCACCCCCCAGGUUCCCAAGACAGAACUGGAUCUGGAGCCUGGGCUCAGCUGCUGAGGCUGGGCCUGGGCCUCUGAACCAUUUGGCUGUUUCCUGUUCUUCUGUCUGUCUGCUUGUCUGUCUCUUGGUCUGUUCCCAGGAAGCUCAUCACUAUGGGCCCUGGUACCUCCCCAGUCUGUCCCAUACUGUUAUCUAUAAA
Molecule: messenger RNA, 1461 nt
Organism: Neomonachus schauinslandi (Hawaiian monk seal)
Lineage: Eukaryota; Metazoa; Chordata; Mammalia; Carnivora; Phocidae
Gene: CHAC1
Product: ChaC glutathione specific gamma-glutamylcyclotransferase 1
Exons: 3
Coding region: 100-792 (230 amino acids)
Biological process (GO): glutathione catabolic process
Cellular component (GO): cytoplasm
Molecular function (GO): glutathione specific gamma-glutamylcyclotransferase activity; gamma-glutamylcyclotransferase activity
Source: RefSeq, a predicted model, not a curated record